Molecule: messenger RNA, 2101 nt
Organism: Setaria italica (foxtail millet)
Lineage: Eukaryota; Viridiplantae; Streptophyta; Magnoliopsida; Poales; Poaceae
Product: U3 small nucleolar RNA-associated protein 18 homolog
Exons: 2
Coding region: 200-1864 (554 amino acids)
Biological process (GO): rRNA processing
Cellular component (GO): small-subunit processome; Pwp2p-containing subcomplex of 90S preribosome
Molecular function (GO): protein binding
Source: RefSeq, a predicted model, not a curated record
GCUGCUCCCUCCGACCCUCCCCCUCCGUUGCCGCCGCCGCUCCUCUCCGCCGGGCUCGACGGCGGUCCGCGGCCCCUCCUCUCCCCUCCCGCCCCCCGGCCUCCCCUUUAUUGCCGGUCGCCGCGGUCGCCGGCAUCACCGCGCGGCCACCAGCACUGAGCAGGCGACGAGCACCCACCAGGCCAAUUCUCGAGGCAAGAUGAGCUUGAUAUCCCAGAACGCCCAGAAGCGUCGCCUUGAGAAAAGUGGAGCUGAUGAUGGAAAUGAGGGAAUCGGCUCUCCUGUUGCUAUCGAUGGAGAGGUUGGGAAGGGAGCCAAGUUGAAGAAUCACAAUAAAGAAAGGAAGAAGAGGACUAAGAUGCCGGAGGCCCAGCAGAACAAGGAGGAAGAGGAGAUGCGGCAGCUGGAGAGCUCGCUGUUUGGUGCCCUUUACGCACCACUGGAUUUUGGCACUGAGGUAGGGGCUGCAGUGGCAGCUCCUGACAGGGGUGCGCCUUUGUUCUUCACGGAUAGAUCUGCUGCUGAUGGUGCGGAUGUCUUGCCUAUUUAUGAGGAGGACUUGGCUCAUGAUGAUGAGGAAGAUGGGGUGAUAAUCAAGGGGAGAAAGCCUGUGUGGGUAGAUGAGGAAGAGGAGAGGACAGAGGUGGACAUUGUGAAGGUUGCAAGGUUGAGGAAGCUCAGGAAAGAGGCUGAUGAGCAUUUAAUAUCAGGGAAAGAAUAUGAGGCUCGGUUGCGUGGUCAGCAUGCCAAAUUGAACCCCUUCACUGCUUGGGCUGAUAUGGACCGGAAGACUCCUCUUCCUGGAGCAUCAGAUGGUGAGUCUGAUGAUGAGGGGGGUGUUGAUGAUAUCCUUCAGAAUAACGAUGAGCUUGUUGUCAAGGAUACUGUUAAGCUUUUACCUGGGAUGCUGGAGUUCUCAAGGCUUGUAGAUGCCAAUAUCCAGGAUCCUUCAAGUGGCCCUAUUAAUUCAGUGCAGUUUCAUAGGAACGGGCAGCUGAUGCUUGCUGCUGGGUUGGAUAAGCAUUUGAGGUUUUUCCAAAUUGAUGGAAAGAGAAACCCCAAGAUCCAGAGCAUAUUUAUUGGGGACUGUCCAGUACUCAAGGCCUCGUUUCUACCUGAUGGCUCUGAAGUCAUCCUUUCAGGCAGGAGAAAGUUCUUCUACUCAUUUGAUCUGGUAAAUGCUUCUGUUAGCAAGAUUGGACCUUUGACAGGGCGUGAGGAGAAAAGCUUGGAGAGCUUUGAGAUAUCACCUGACUCAAGAACCAUUGCUUUCGUUGGUAAUGAAGGAUACAUCCUCCUUAUUUCUGCCAAGACAAAGCAGCUCAUUGGAACCCUCAAGAUGAAUGGAAGUGUGCGUUCGUUGGCAUUUGCAGAUGGUGGAAACCAGCUACUGAGCAGUGGUGGAGAUGGGCAUGUUUAUCACUGGGAUCUUGGAACAAGGAAGUGUAUCCACAAGGCGAUGGACGACGGUUCCCUGUCUGGCGUUUCACUUUGCACCUCACAGGACAGCUCUUUGUUUGCCACAGGCUCCACUAGUGGUAUUGUGAACGUGUACAAGAGGGAUGAUUUUCUUGGUGGGAAGAGGAAGCCACUGAAGACAAUUGAAAACCUAACCACCGAUGUUGGCGAGAUGAAGUUCAAUCAUGAUGCCCAGAUUUUGGCGAUCACCUCGAGAAAGGAGAGGAAUGGAAUGAGGCUCGUGCACGUCCCAUCCUUCAGUGUGUUCCAGAACUGGCCAGGGCCUCGUUUCAGCCUUCAUUAUCCACGGUGCCUGGAUUUCAGUCCAGGCAGCGGUUUUCUAUCUGUUGGACACGCUGGUGGGAAAGUUCUACUAUACAAGCUGCAUCACUAUCAAAAUGCCUGAGCCUUGAAAGUGUAUUGGGAAAAUCCAGUUUUGACACUUUCUAGUUUCUGAGAAUUCCUGUGCUAUCCGUACGCCGAUUCCUGUUAGUCAGUUAUUGUUGUGUUGUACUGCCACAAGCUAUAGUGCUUAUCACGAUCUGGCAAUAUGCAAUUGUGUUUUGGUAAUAAUUGUUAAUUGCAGAGUUCUAGGAACUUUUGUUGGUGAAACUAGCUAAUAUGAUGAGAUAAUCUGGAGCAA